Messenger RNA from Cladophialophora psammophila CBS 110553, 888 nucleotides. RefSeq lists its product as uncharacterized. Gene Ontology annotation, cellular component: nucleus; CCAAT-binding factor complex. Gene Ontology annotation, biological process: regulation of DNA-templated transcription. Gene Ontology annotation, molecular function: DNA-binding transcription activator activity, RNA polymerase II-specific; protein heterodimerization activity; DNA binding. The transcript is spliced from 4 exons. NCBI's taxonomy places the organism in Eukaryota, Fungi, Ascomycota, Eurotiomycetes, Chaetothyriales, Herpotrichiellaceae. The record is from RefSeq and is a predicted model, not a curated record. The coding region runs from base 1 to 888 and encodes 295 amino acids.
AUGGAACAACAACAGAAGACGGCUCCUCCGGUCUACGAUCUUUCUCAAGGCGGCCACUAUGGAGCCAGCGCCGCGUUAUCCGCUCAAGGCUAUGUUCCCCAUACUGAGUUGUACUCGGGACUGUGGUCAAACAUCAACCAAGGUCUAACCGGACCAUCGCGCGAAAUUCUGGCAACUUAUUGGCAACAAACCAUCAAUCAUCUCGAAACCGACACCCACGACUUCAAAAUCCAUCAACUCCCCCUUGCGCGAAUCAAAAAGGUCAUGAAGGCGGAUCCUGAAGUCAAGAUGAUCUCCGCCGAAGCUCCCAUCCUCUUUGCAAAAGGAUGUGAUAUAUUCAUCACAGAACUCACCAUGCGCGCUUGGAUCCAUGCAGAGGACAACAAGAGAAGGACCCUGCAACGUAGUGACAUUGCUGCGGCGCUCGCUAAGAGCGACAUGUUCGACUUUCUAAUCGACAUUGUCCCACGAGAAGACAGCGCCGGCCACGGAAGCUCGAAAAGGCCCAACACCAGCGGCCAAGCUGCGGCCGCUCAAGUCCCCCAACAACAAGCUCAACAACAAAUGCCACCCCCGGACUAUGGCAUGCAACAUGGUACGAUGGGCCCUCCUGACAGCCAAUACGGCAGGCCCCAAAUGUAUCCUGGCCAUAUGGGCGGUGACGCGCAGCAAGAUCCCAGCCAAGCCUAUGGCCAACCUCCGCAAAUGUUCACUGGCGGUGACAUGUACAAUCCCUACGCCCAGGGACAGUUUGGCGGGACCGGCGCUCAACAGAUGUACUCCAAUCUCCCGGGUCAAAGGCCACAAAGUCAAGGAUAUGGAGGUCCAAGGCCCGGCACCGCAGGCAGAGAUCAACAGGUCAAUGAGCAAGGGUACGGUCCUGGCUAG